AUGGCAGACCAAGCGGCCGACAAUGCUCCCACUGCAGCCCCAGCUGAAGAAGCACCGAAAGCUACAACUGAAUCCGUUCCCAAUGCCAUUCCUGCUCCCGCUCCCGAAUCUGCUCACGAAUCUGCUCCAGCCGAAGCUCCCGUAGCCGAUGGUGAUCACGCUGCUCAAGCUCCCGCUUCGGAAUCCCAUGCUGAAGCUCCCUCUACUGAAACCCAUGCUGAAGCUGCUGCCGCUGAAUCUGCCCCGUCGGAAGUUACUACAACUUCAGCUACGGAGACCCAUACUGAACCAUCUGCUCCUACUGAACACGCAUCUGAGCCCGCCACCGCCGCUGAACCUGAAUGUCACAAGGAGGAAUCUGCACCGACAACGACUGCUCCCGAUGUAGGCCAGCAUGACCAACAAGAGGCAGCUGAAGCUGCUGCUCAAGCCCCAGCGCCAGAGGCCACUCCAGAAGCUGCUGCCAAAGAGGAAGCCGCGCCGGCUGCAGAAACCCAUGCUGAAGCUCACGCAGAAUCCCAAGAUUCCCACACAGAAGCUCCCUCUGUUGAGCCAGAGUGCCACAAAGAGGAAGUAACUCCAACUUGCGCUACUUCAGACGAAUCAGCACCGGCUGCCGAAGCACCGGCAGCUGAAACGCAUGCUGAAGCUCAACUGUCCGAAUCUGUCCCAGAAGCCCCCAAAGAAGAAGCUGCUCCAGCUGUAGAAGCAGCAUCUGAAGCUCACGCCGAGGUUGCCCAAGAAUCCCAUGCCGAAGCUGCCCCUUCAGGGGAAUCUGCUCAACCUCCAGUAGCAGAGGCUCCACAAGAAGCUCACCCUGAAGCCCAAGCAGAGACCGCCCCAGAACCCCAUGCCGAAGCUACUUCAAUAGGAGAAUCUGCCCCAGCACAAGCAACCGAACCUCAAUCCGAACCUCAAGCCGAGGCCGCCCCAGAAUCCCAUGCCGAAUCCGCUCCAGCACCAGCAGCAGAAGCCUCUCAGGAAGCCCAUACCGAAGCACAAGCCGAGACCACCCCAGAAUCCCAUGCCGAAGCUCCUUCAUCGGGAGAAUCUGCCCCAGCACAAGAAGCGCAAGCUCACGCCGAACCUCAAGCCGAAGCCGUCCCAGAAUCCCAUGCUGAAGCUACUCCAACUCCAGCAGCAGAGGCAUCACAGGAAGCUCACGCCGAAACUCAUGCCGAAGCUGCCCCAGCACCAGCAGCCGAGGCCUCACAGGAAGCUCACACCGAAACUCAUGCCGAAGCCGCCCCAGAAGCCCAUGCCGAAGCUGCCCCAGCACCAGCAGCCGAGGCCUCACCGGAAGCUCACGCUGAAACUCAUGCCGAGGCCGCCCCAGAAUCCCAUGCCGAAGCUGCUCCGGCACCAGCAGCGGAAGCCUUACAGGAAGCUCAUGCCGAACCUCAAACCCAGGCCGCUCCAGAAUCCCAUGCUGAAGCUGCGCCAGCUGAAGCUCACACAGAGGCCGCUCCAGCUGCCGAAGCUCCACAAGAAGAGCAUGUUGAAAAGCAAACCGUAGCUCAAACAGAGGCUGUUCCUGAAUCCGCCCCACAGGCUGAAACUCCUCAUGAUGCCCCCGCCGAAACCCACGCUGAAUCCGCUCCCGAUGCCGAAGCUCACGCUGAAUCCGCUCCAGUCCCACACGCACAUGAUGAACAACACGCUGAACCCGCGCCAGCUGCACAAGAAUCAGCUGAACAUCACGAAGAAACUCACCAUGCUCCCGAACCUGCAGUUCCUGAAGCUCCAGCUACGGAGUCUGCACCCGUUCCAGCCGAGGCUCCUACAGCCGCCGCUGAGCCUGAAAAAGUCGAGGGUGAUUCUGCACCAGCCGUUGAUGCCGCACUACAGCAGUCGGCACCAGCGGCCGCCAGCUAG
Molecule: messenger RNA, 1875 nt
Organism: Haemonchus placei
Lineage: Eukaryota; Metazoa; Nematoda; Chromadorea; Rhabditida; Trichostrongylidae
Source: the annotation of a GenBank genome assembly